AUGGGAAUUUUUAGUUUCGCAAGAAAAUGGGAGGAAUGCAAGAAAGACUGUGGUAGUGUUGGUGGUGGUGGUGGAAAGAUUAAUAGGUGGUCUGAUUGUGGGUGUGAGACCUGCAUUUCUUGGAUGAAGGAAGGUCGUGACAAGAAACUGUAUGUUGCUGUGAGAGAGCCUUCAAGAGUUAUAAAUGACGAUUGCGGUGGAGAUGCAUCUGAGAAUGUAAUAUUCUUACAUGGGUUCCUCUCUUCUUCCUCAUUUUGGACAGAAACAGUGUUUCCGAAUCUCUCUGAAUCUGUUAAGCAUAACUACAGACUGUUUGCUGUUGACCUUUUGGGAUUUGGAAGAAGCCCUAAGCCAAGAGACUGCUUAUACACUUUAAGGGAUCACUUAGAAAUGAUUGAAAAGUCGGUGAUUAAUUCAUUUCAGUUGAAGUCCUUCCAUCUUGUUGCACACUCCAUGGGCUGCAUAAUUGCAACAGCCCUAGCUGUGAAGUACUCAAAACAGGUGAAAUCGAUAACCCUUGUAGCGCCGGGUAUGGGAAAGGAUUCUGAAGCUGCUAACUUGGAGAAGGGAUCUCGAUUUCAGGAUCAUGGACCUGACAAGGCACACCCAUCAUUCAGCUUGGCAUACCAUGCACAAUGUGAUAUGGUAAAAAUUUGUGUCAUCCAAGGUGACUGUGACCAAGUUGUCCCGGUUGAGUGCAGCUAUAACAUCAAGAAGAAGGUACCUGAUGCAGAAGUUAAUAUGAUCUCAAAUGCUGAUCAUACUUCUGUGGUCAUCGGUAGAGAGAAGGAUUUUACACAAAAUCUAGAGCACAUAUGGGCCUCGUUUGCUACAGAAUUCUGUUUGGAAGAUGAUGCUAGGUGA
Molecule: messenger RNA, 864 nt
Organism: Dovyalis caffra
Lineage: Eukaryota; Viridiplantae; Streptophyta; Magnoliopsida; Malpighiales; Salicaceae
Source: the annotation of a GenBank genome assembly